UAGUGUUUUUACUUUUUUUGUUAAGGUAAACCUUAGUAAUGUUUUAUAUGCGGCUCAUGAGCUAAGGACUUCACACAAAGAAAGAAAGCAAUGGCAUAUUUAGAGUAACUACUGUGAAAAAAAAGACUAGAUCAUGGAAAGUCUUUCUGACAAGGUUUCACACCUGGGUAUAAAAGUAUUUCAUCACCCAGACAAGUCUAAUAAUGCAUACAAAUAAAUGUGGUGUUUAUGGAAGCAAUAACAUAUAACAGUGUGUUCCACUAUGGCCUGGUAUCUGCAUGCUUGGGGGUGUUUGGCACAAGGCGAGAUGUGCAUUUAUUGGACUGUGUGAUAACACCCUGGAGUGUGUUAUUGCUCUUUUAAAAUGGCACCCUACCCCACCCCUCACCAAAGUGGAUUGGUUGUCAAGUGAAUCAAGAAAAAUCAUCCCAACAGAUACACACCCGCACAUUUCAUACAGGAAUUGUUUACACUAAUUAAGAUUUUAAAACACAAAACACGCUUUAUUUUCAUUUUAAAACGGAUAUCUGUUACCACACCAGGUUAAAGAAAGCUCUCAGUUUACUUGGCUUACCUUCCAGGAAGUCUGUUACUGUUUCACUUCCUUGGUUAUUUCACCCCAGUAGCACCUUCUGGGUGUCGGUCAAUAGGGAAAGCAGUUGAAUGGUUAUUGACAGGAAAGAAGCCAGUAAAGGGGUGGGGGGAAUUUCAACCUCCAGCUGAAAUGACCCAGGAAGGGAAAGUCUAAAAACAAAGUUUACAAACAAAUUGUGUGUAACGUAGUGUACCAGUUACCAGGUUUUAAAAUGAAUGUUUGCAAUAAUGUGUUUAUAUUGAAACUUUUGAAUGAUUCUCUUUUGAAUAACAUUUUAAAGCAGAUUUUCAAAAAUCUGAUUUAUCUCAUUUAUCCUGAUAUCCAAUAUUUUCAAUUAAUUUCAUUUUAAUAUGUUAAAAAUCAGAUUGACCUGUAGUGGAAAAUCCAUAUUUCAGUUCCUGGCAACGGGGCGAUUCCUACGAAGAGCACAAGAGUAAAACAAAGUCACUCCCUUGUCAGGCUGAGGUAUUGUUUCCUGAGAGACAAUGUGCAACCAUUAAACUGUCCCCUUGCAACACGCAGCCAUGUAAAUGUGAGAAAUAACCACAUUUGCUCUAUGUGGUGCUGAGCUUCUCUUAGUCAAUGUAGUAUGUUUACAGAUUAAUGGUUACACUCUGGUGUUCAUGUUGCAACUGCAGUUCUGAUUCCUAGAGCUUUAAAAAAAUAACAAAGUGGUAUAGACACAAUUAAACAAGUUUUGUAUGGACAUAAUUCAAAAUGUAUAUUUUAAUUCUCAAUGCUGGAUAUUCAUUUAUUCCCAUGUAACCAAUAUUAAACCUACAUUUCCCAGUGAAGUUUCAAUACAACAAAAAAGGAACGCCAAUUUAAAUAUAUUUCCAUAUCAAUAUGCCCUGUUAUUGUCAUGCUAUUGCAUGUUGGUACAUUUUAUGAAUUUGAACUGUAUAUUUUAACCUUGACUCUCACUUGUAAGUUUUUAGUUAAACUUGUUUUGAUGAUUGGAGACUGGUUGGCUUCAAAAGUAUUUGUAUUCAUGGUGCUUGUGCCAAUGUAACCUUUCAUCUAUGGAUAUGCUGUAGUCAAAGCUUUUUUCAAGCUAAUUUUGCAUUUUUACACAUAUUUACCAUACAAUAAACAAAUGAAUAUGCAGCAAGCAUAUGUUAAUUAAACCAAACAAACAUUGCUCCAGAUUUGCUCAGUGAAUUUAACAAAGAUUUAUAAUUUCCAAAUCAUAAUAAAUAGAACAGUGAUUACAGCUCAUGUUUCCAGUGGCUGCACUGUAGAAGACUUUAUUUAUGCAUGAAAGCGCGUAGAAUAAAUUACACAUGGUCAAUGGAGAGUGAACCCCAACAACAGACAUCUCCCUCAAAUCACCACACCACAGAGAGCAAAAAACAACAAAAGAUCCACUGUGAGCACAGAGGGAGAGUUCCCUUCUCACUUCAGACCAGCCCUUUCCUUUUCUUCUCUUAAAACUGCUUCGUGAUCAGUUUCCUAACAAUCUCAGCAGACCGAUAUCCCUUCCUGCUGAUUCAGCACAAGGACAAUGCAAAGUGGACUGUUCCUCUGCAUUAUCCUGAGCAGUAAACUUGCAUUGUCAUAGAACAUGUUUGUUAAUCAUAAAGCAAACUGUGUAAACAGUGUAUCAUUGAACUUUUGACUCUCAACAUAGAUUCCAUUCGCAAGUGUUUUUCUUCUGGCUUUUCUUAACAGGACGACUCCACAGCAAGAGAACAACAUGACAGCCAUAAAGAUACAGACACAAGGGGUGCAUUCCUGCAGAAGACCCAAAAUUCAGUUCCUUGAGAUUUUCACCAGAAGCUUAAUUAUUCUGUGCAUGGCACUAGCCAUCAUACUGUCCUCUAUUUCUGUGUGUGAUGGCCAUUGGCUUUUUGCUAAUGCCAAAGUAUUUGGACUUUGGCACUUUUGCAUCAUAGAGCAGCAUGGUGUCCCCAAUUGCACUACAGAUCUGAAUGUGGCCAGUAUUCAUGGACUGCAAGUUGGACUUAUAUUUUCCCGAACAGCUGUCUCUUUUGUGGUUGUAGCAGCUAUCUUUGGACUGGAGCUGUUGAUCGUCUCCCAAGUUUGUGAAGAUCUCCAUUCCAGGAAGAAGUGGUCUUUCGGAUCUCAGCUUGUUCUUUUGUCCUUUGCUUUGUCAGCUGCUGGGAUGCUCAGUUUUGUUAUCUGGCUGUGGAAUCAGGUCUCCUUCAUGGGGUUUACUUUAACCUACUGGUGCCAAUUCACUGCCGUGUUCCUCUUCUUUCUAAAUGGAAUCAGCGGCCUUCACAUCCAUAGUUUAAUGCAGCUGCCUAUAGUUCACCCAGGGAAGAUGUAGAAUAACGUCAGUUCCUAUGGGUUCGAUAAAGUUUUGUUCAGGAUUUAUGUAAAUAAUUAUUUCUGUAUAAAAAAAAAAUGGAAAGAUGGACUCAAGUUGUCAUCCAAAUUCCUUUUUAUAACAUUUCUUUUCAUGAUCAGGCAGUGUUUUGAUUAUAUUUAAGAAACAUGAGGAAGAACUUUAAAUGUGUGAUCUCAUGAAAGGGACAUCUAACUGUUAAUGUCACAAAACAAGUUGUACUAUAACAUCUUUUGACUACUGAGUUUAACUGGUGUUGUAUUCAAUAAUUAAUAAUUCAAUAAUUAUCAGUUUGCCAGCACCUGGCAAACUGAAUAGUUGAAAUAUGUAGAUCAACCAACAUUUAAUUUGUAUAUUUAUCAGAAUAUGAACUUUCAGCAUUAUUGUCAGUUUUAGCACAUGCAAACAUUUUUGUUCCAUUUUAGCGCACUGUAAUUACAGACAGACCUGCCUUUUUUUGAGAAUUUUAGUUUGUAAUUAAUCAUUUCCUGCCUCAUACAGUAUAUUUGCUGAACCUGGUUGCCAUAAAUUUUGUCAACAUUUUAAUGUUUACUUUAGAAGAAAUUGAUCAGGUUGUGCUUUUAUGUAAAUGCAGUGUUUCUCAUGAAUCAAUUUUCUUUUUUUGUAAGUGCCGUAAACAAAUGAAAUUGUUUCUCAAUGUAUUAUUUUUUUAUUUUAUU
Polyodon spathula (Mississippi paddlefish) is the source of this 3586-nucleotide messenger RNA. Its product is annotated as voltage-dependent calcium channel gamma-like subunit. Gene Ontology annotation, molecular function: calcium channel activity; voltage-gated monoatomic ion channel activity. Bases 2292 to 2888 code for a protein of 198 amino acids. The transcript has 2 exons. Gene Ontology annotation, cellular component: membrane. The record is from RefSeq and is a predicted model, not a curated record. NCBI's taxonomy places the organism in Eukaryota, Metazoa, Chordata, Actinopteri, Acipenseriformes, Polyodontidae.